Messenger RNA from Ostertagia ostertagi, 435 nucleotides. The record is from the annotation of a GenBank genome assembly. Lineage: Eukaryota; Metazoa; Nematoda; Chromadorea; Rhabditida; Trichostrongylidae.
AUGGCCGUAAGGCUGAAUUUCGAGCACAACCUCAUUGAUGGAUUCAAGGCGUCAAAGUCGUGGAUCGCCAAUUUUGUGCGCGAAAGUGGUUUGAGGUCUAGGAAGGUGACACGCUUCGUUACAACAAGGAGUCUUCGUAGUAGAGGAGACGUGGAAAAGGAGGCGGAUGGCUUCGUGAGGCGUGUCAGAGAAGAAAUGAAGAAGUAUCCCUUAUCCCUAUUUGCUAAUGCCGAUCAGACUGGGAUAAACAAGGAAUUGGCCUCAAAGAGAACUCUUGCUCCAGUUGGCUCUAAACAAGUGAUGAGAGUGGUGCAGUCUGUCUCCUCGCUAACACACUCUUUCACGGCCAUGCCCCGAUACAUUCGUCGCAUCCACGACUAUUUGGCGCACCAAAAUAAUGACUUUGACGUCUUUCGCCGAGACAACAUUCUCAAA